This is a messenger RNA of Patiria miniata (bat star), 5927 nucleotides long. RefSeq names its product pleckstrin homology domain-containing family H member 1-like. Gene Ontology annotation, cellular component: cytoskeleton. The transcript is spliced from 27 exons. The coding region runs from base 406 to 5406 and encodes 1666 amino acids. The record is from RefSeq and is a predicted model, not a curated record. NCBI's taxonomy places the organism in Eukaryota, Metazoa, Echinodermata, Asteroidea, Valvatida, Asterinidae.
ACUCGAUACAGGAAUUUCACGAAACACUCGAUGUUCCGGAACCAGGCUAAUAAACUUUAUGAUAAAAUUCGAUGAUGUGAGUGGUCGUGAGUCAUGAUGUUUUCUGGCUUUUUGUUAUGACACGGGUGGGAUGUGACUUAUUUUUUGUAGUGUUAUGGUAGGAUUUGGUCGGAUCGGACUGGUCAUCAUCACCACUUCGGAGAGGAAGUGUGCAAUGUGUUAUUUUCAUCUCAAGAAACAAUGCAACGACAUUGAUGAUGUGUGUGACUGCGAAUGCUCAUUGUGGAUGCAUGGAGUUCAAGUUGUUCUCAACCGGAACUGAACGUUAAAGCGAUUGGGCCGCGUAUUGUACACCGGUUUCAGUCAACCGUUACCGAGUAACUCCUCCAUAGAAAUCAAGUGGGCAUGGCAACUAGCAUCAGCAACGGGGGAACCCACGACAUCCUCAGCCGCCUCACCGACAUCGAUGUGACCGUGAGCAAGAGUUCAAAGGGUAGAAAGGAUGGAGCACAGGAGGAGGGGGCGGGGCAGGCUGAGGGUGUGGACUGGAAGGAACGAUACGUACUGCUGGAGGAACAGCUGGAUAAGUUCCGCUUGCAGGCCACCAAGAUCCGCACAGUGCUCGGGGAACGGAUGGAGGAUUUGGAAGAGAAAGUUAAAGAGUCCAAUGCAAGAGCAGAGAAAGCUGAACAAGAGGUCAAGGAAGUGACAGAGAAGCUGGCCCUGAUGAGACGGGGUUCAGGGGAGAACGAGCGCAGUCCGAGCACCAGCAAGAGGAUUCAGGCCCUGGAGGCAGCCUGCCAGGAGAAAGAAGACGUCAUACGACACUUGGAGAAGCAACUCACAGAACAGCGUGAACUCCGAAAGGAAGACAGCCAAUUGGUGGAUACCAAGAUAGUCCAGAUCAAGGAGUGGGUAGCGACCACCGUCAACCAGUUGGAGGAAGAAAACAGGAGAUUGCGAGCUGAGAAUGUGUUUUUAAUCACGGGACAGCAAAGUUUAGAAGAGAGAACAGGUCCAGAACCAAGGCAACAACUGCCUCUGUCAAGGCCUACGUCAGUCCUCUCAGAAGCGCCCGAGAUUCCUGCUCGUCCAACAUCAUCUAGCAUCAGGGAGCACCUCCAGAAUAUCCUGGAUGAUAGUCAGACCAUCCAAGGCGUCCCCAUGAGGCCCAAGCCCCCUGCCAGAAACAGGAAGAGUCCAGAUGACUCCCACGUCUCGGCCCUGAUUCAGGUCCACGAGGAGUUCAUCAAGCAAGGGGAGGAGAGACCCUUGCGAGACGAGACCUUCAAGUGCGCGGCCUGCGAGAGACGGAUGAAGCUACAGGACUCUUGGAUGUCGGACCAGGAGGAGGUGAGCCACAACACCUGGCCGCGCCGGCAGCCACUCCAUGCCCAUGAUUUUGCCAAACAGCACAGCUACGACCAGCCAGCUCCAGAGUGUGCCUCUUGUGAAUCGGAGCCGCGUAGAGACCUCAUUGUUCACUGUGAGUUUUGCGGCCAUGACGGGGUGCCAGUUCAUGUUGAAUCUGACGAGGAGGACUUGACAGAAGGGAUGCUACCUGCGGACCACCUUCUGGGCAGUCAGGCAUCCCUAAUGUCCUUGUCGGAUAGUUCUCUUGCCUUACAUGCUCCUCCUCCAACCCCUGCCUCCCCGGGAACUGGAGGCUCCAAGAGUCUUGCCCACAGCUUAAACCAAGCCAGUAAUAACUCUACAGUGAACAACAACAAUGAAUCGCCUUCGUCAGUGAAAGUGCCGGCGACUUUAGAAGCCUUGGCUGACUCCGUUUCAGCAACGGCCGAGAUUCUCCACCAGUCGUCCAACAGCAAUAACAAUCAGACUCCUUCCUUCUCAGAAGCUCUUGUUGAUCACACCCUGGAGUCUUUAGAGGAUGCCGCCCACUCGCAGAUGGAAACAGAAACCACGCUGGAAGACGACGACGAUGAUGAGGUUUUCCACAAAGACGGGUUUGUCCCGGGGUCUAGGAGCAGCGACUAUGCCGACCUGUUCCAAGAUGAGAUUGAACACAAGUCCCCCAAGAAGUCGGAGAGCAAGUAUCAGAGCCUGACGUCUUUCAACACUGCCGUGGUCCUGGGGAAGGACGACGACGACUACGAUGAACCACCCGAUGACUUCUUCAGCAUGGAAAGUCCAGAUGAGGCCAGUAAACCUGGGGCAAAGGUCUCCGAGAAGAGUAAUCCUACCCCGCCUCCGCCUCCACUUCACAAGAUGCCACCAUGGGAGAAUCGGAUCUACACCAUUGCAGACAGGGGAAUGACCUUAUCGUCUUGCGUCAAUAAUAUGGCUAGCCCCUCCAAAACUUGCCCUGCCCCUAUUUGCCAGUCUUGGGAAGGUUCCAGCACCGCAGCCAUGUACAAAGACAUGUCUGUCCCGGUUUAUACCACUCUAAGAGGGCACGCUGACCAGAUCCGCAGCACUCCCUUCAGCGGCGAUUCCUCCGACUCUUCGGACGAGGAGCACGGCGGAGGAGGGAAGCACUCCCAGCCCCAGCAAGCCCAGUCUUCGGCAGCCGCUGGCGGAACCCUGGGUAGAAGGCCGUCCGCCACCACCUCGCCGGCCAAGAGCAGCAGCAAGACCAGCAGUAGCAGCAACAGCGCCCUCAUGUGCAGCCCGUCCCGGAAGCUGAUCGUCGUUGGUGGCAUGCCCUCGACCCCAACGCUGGGCCAAAAGAGGGGUGUGUCCGCCCAAUCAGGAAGCUCCGAGGCCGAUUAUGCAAUACCUCCCGAUGCAAUCUCAUGCAGCGACAGUACCAACUCGGACGAACCUGAACCCAAACUCCUCAAGACUUGUGCUGCAUUCACUGCCGAGAAUGUUCGGAAGGGUCCAUUAGAGAAGAGUGGUUGGCUGACCAAGUUCGGAGGGAGGAUGAAAAGCUGGAAGAGGCGCUGGUUCGUGCUGAGGGAUGGCGAACUCUGCUACUACAAAUCAAUGAACGAAUCCAGUCGGAAGCCCCGAGGACGAAUCCCCUUGGACACCCUGACCAAGAUCUCCAGGUCGGAGGGCUCCUUGACCUUUGAACUUGUCACCACCAAGAGGACGUACUACCUGACAGCGGGAUCGUCUGCGGUCAUGGAGGAGUGGAUAACAGUGUUGAACAAUGUCCUGUGCCGGCUGAACACCAGGGUCAUGAUGGACAAGGCCUCCAGCGACGAAGCCAAGCCAAGCAUCCAGUCCUGGCUGACUAAGGUCAAGAACGGACACUCCAAGACCUGCUGGUGUGUCCUGACUAACAAGACCUUCGGCUACUACAAGAAACAAGGGGACAAGGUUCCCAUUGGCACUAUUGACAUGGGUGAGGCGUCAGUCGAGGAGGUGGACCAGUCACAGGACUCAGAUGACGAAGGCGACGGCAAGACAGAGUGCAAAUAUUCCCUGUGCCUGACUCCAGCCAAGAAGCCUGAUCAGACCAACCGAAGCCCAACGUAUCUUGUCUUUAACAGUAAAGAAGAAAAGGAUAACUGGUUGUACCAUCUACUGGUGGCAUCAGGGGGAGGCAACUCAGACGCAGGCACCGAGUUUGAGAAGCUGAUCUCCCGGUUGAUGGUCGCGGACGGUAACCCCCAGAGUCCAUGCUGGAAGCAUCCCAUGCUGUGCUACAGCAAGGAGAGCAUUGAGAAGCCACUAACGACGCUGCCCUCAGAGCCGCUCAAGAAAGAAGCUGUCAAACUCGGCAAGUCAUGCAACCUCUUCGUCACAGUCCAGAUGGACACGUUGGCCAUCGAUUACCACAUCAGCCUGGCCCAGAAUGCACUGCAGACCUGCCUGUCCCACCCGGAGCUCCAGAACGAGAUGUACUGCCAGCUGAUCAAGCAGACGACAAGAUGUCCGCCGGGAUCCACCUCAGGGAGUAUACAGUCCCUCCUCUGUGGCAACUUCUCCUCCUGGUUUGGGUGCGAUGCCCAGGGGUCGCGACCUUCGUCUAUGAUUGACCUGACCUCUAACCCCCAGCAGGUCAAUCCCCACGACGCCUACCUGGUCCUGCAAGCCUGGCAGUUGCUGGCCAUGUGCUGUGUCUUGUUCCUGCCUCAGCAGAAGUACCUGUGGUUCCUCAAGGCGCAUCUACGACGACAUGCCGAUACAAAGAACGACGUCGGCAAGUAUGCGCUGUUCUGUCAGAGGUCAUUGGACCGUACCAUUCACAAAGGCGGGAGGGAGGCCAAGCCAUCGCGGCAGGAGGUGCUGUCCAUUCUACAGAGACAUCCUUACCACCAUUCCUUCCCCAUCAGCAUGCCGGUGCACUUCAUGAACGGGAGCUAUCAGGUUGUAGGGUUUGAUGGCUCCACAACAGUCAAGGACUUGCUUCACACUCUCAAUCACAAGAUCAACAUGAGAGAUAGCGAGGAGAGUGGCUUUGCCUUGUUCACCGAUGAUCCGUGUGGGAGGGAAAUUGAACACUGCUUGCAUCCUUCUGCCAAGAUCUGCGAUGUGAUAUCAAAGUGGGAACAGACUUUGAAGGAGACACAAACCGGCAAAUGGGAAACAGCUAGAAUGGUGCGACUCACCUAUAAAAACAGGUUGUACUUCCGACAGCGCUCUAAGCGAGAGACGGAACGCGAGAAGCUGCUGCUGACCUACCAGGUCAACGAUGACAUCAUCAACGGCUGGUUCCCGAUCAACAAGGAGCUGGCUCUGGAACUGGCGGCACUCAUGGCACAGAUUGAAUACAACGAUUACAGACCCAGCGUGACCAACCUAGAGCUGCCGUCCACCGGUUCCAGCGCAACGAGUACCAGUCAGACAUUAGACAGUGCAUUUGAGAAGUUCUACCCUAAGAGAUACAAGAACUGUGAAGAUGAGGACCUGAGGACCCUGAAGCACAGUCUAGCCCAGAAGUGGUGCGUCCUGAAGGGCCGUACACCCGCAGACUGCGUCCGCAUCUACCUGACGGUCACCAGGAAAUGGCCACUCUUUGGUGCUAAACUCUUCCCUGCCAAGUGCAAGUUUGGCAAGCAAGACAGAGUAUGGCUAGCUGUGCAGGACGGUGGCGUCAGUAUGCUCAACUAUAACUCACUGCAAGAACUUGCCAAGCACUCCUUCCAGUCUAUGGUCACGUUUGGCGGCUGCCGUGACGACUUCAUGAUUGUCCUCAGCCAAUCGGUGACCAAGGAGGUACCCCGGGAACGCGAGCACGGCACCGAGAAACUGCUCUUCUCCAUGUCAAAAACAAAGGUACUGGAGAUCACCCUACUGAUUGCCAGCUACAUCAACGCCAUUGUCAAGCAGGAAGGCCUGACAUACAAGCCCACGGGGGAGUUAGCCACGGCGGACGGCACCGGUUCAUCCGUGAGUAGCAGCGGGGGGCCGGCCUCCUGCACCAACCCCAAAGUCUGGGACCUGGAGAGCUCGACGGGACCCAUCGUUGUCGGUGGAAGCAGGAUUGUCUAGUGCUGACCCGCACUCAGUUUUGUGGAACCGCUCCAAAAGAUGAAGAAUUGUUUAGCAGAUAUUUGUGCUUAGCAAUAAUCACAGCUGGGAAUCAGUCACAAGGAAAGUGUUUCUAAACAAUGUGCUCUUGGAAAAAAUCGGCCAAGAACCAGUAUCACAUGCAAAAGUCCUGGGGCAGAUUGCAAUACCGCGGUCUUAGAUGGCUGGCUUAACCAGUCUGAUUUUAGCCAGCUUAUCGCUCUUAGACGGUCUUGGUAAAGAGACUAAACUUGACCCACUUGCAAUAAGCCAGUCUUUACCAAGCCUGCUUUUUAACCAGUUCGCGUCGGAGGACGUGAUAACACGCACUGGCACAAACGCCACAAACACUGAUUCGCAGAGAGUCAUUUCUACAGGAUUUGUACGAUAUUUGUUGCCGAAUACUCCGGGGUGUGCACCGGAUCGGAGCGUAAAUUGUCGAACGAUAGGCCGAGCACAACGGCCAAUUCAAGAUCAACACACGGUCCACCUCCAAACACUUC